AUGAUUGUGGAGGAUGAGUAUGAUUAUGAUGCCCCAGAGAUGUUUGAACACAAUCCCAUGAACACGGCAUUGACAAGAAUUUAUGAACAGCAUGUGAGAGCAAAUGGACAACCACUGGAGCAUGAACCGUUGAUUAGGGAUGGUCGAUACAACAACCCUAUGAUUGACCGUUAUCAGGAAAUACAAUUUUUAUAUGUUCACGAGAUACGUCAAGUUAACUUGAUCGAGUACUUAUUGGAGAUGAAAGGCAAUCACAGUGGAUGA
Molecule: messenger RNA, 264 nt
Organism: Prunus armeniaca (apricot)
Lineage: Eukaryota; Viridiplantae; Streptophyta; Magnoliopsida; Rosales; Rosaceae
Source: the annotation of a GenBank genome assembly